Molecule: messenger RNA, 2723 nt
Organism: Vidua macroura (Pin-tailed whydah)
Lineage: Eukaryota; Metazoa; Chordata; Aves; Passeriformes; Viduidae
Gene: SLC61A1
Product: major facilitator superfamily domain containing 5
Exons: 3
Coding region: 159-1475 (438 amino acids)
Biological process (GO): molybdate ion transport
Cellular component (GO): membrane
Molecular function (GO): molybdate ion transmembrane transporter activity
Source: RefSeq, a predicted model, not a curated record
CCACCCGAGCGUCAGGUGAGGGGGGCCCGGCCCCCCCCGCGCGGCAGCAGCGACCCCCGGGGGCGGCGGACCGGAAGCGGAAGUGGCUCCGCGGAGGCGCCGCGGGGCAGCUGCGACGGCGCCGGGGACCGGGGGCCCUCCUGAGCCCCCUCCCCACCAUGUUCCUGCUCCCCUGCUCUGCCCUCGCCCUCCUCCUCCUCACCUGCCUGGCUCUGGAGCCGCCCCCGCGCCGCCCCUCGCCCUCCAACCCCGCGUUCCGCGCCUUCCAGCGGCAGUUCCUGCUGGGUUACCUGCCGGCGCUGGCCGCGGACUGGCUGCAGGGCCCGCUGCUGUUCCAGCUGCUGCAGAGCCGGGGCUUCCUGCGCAGCCAGAUCGCCGCCCUCUACUCCUGCGGCUUCGCCUCCAACGUCGCCUUUGGCCUCGUCUCCGGGGUUUUUGUGGAUCGGCUCGGCCGGAAGAAGUCCUGCGUGCUGUCCUCGGGGCUGUGCUCCGUGUCCUGCCUGCUGCUGCUCUCCCAGGAUUUCCUGGCACUGGCAGCUGCCCGGCUCCUCGUGGGGCUCGGCACCUCCCUGCUCUUCUCCGCCUUUGAGUCCUGGUACAUCCACGAGCACCUGGAGCGCCACGACUUCCCGGCCGAGUGGAUUCCUGACACCUUUUCCCGCGUGGCCCUCUGGAACAGCGGCCUGGCCGUGGCAGCUGGCCUGCUAGCUGAGCUGGCGGCCGAGGGGCUGGCGCUGGGCCCCGUGGCCCCGUUUCUGCUGGCAGUGCCCUUCCUGGCUCUCUCAGGGAUCUUCGCUGGGAAGAACUGGGAUGAGAACUAUGGGAAGAGCCGGCCCUGCGGGAAGGCCUGCGGGGAAGGCCUUCGGGGCCUCGCGUCCGACCCCCGGGCGCUGCUCCUGGGGCUGGUGCAGGCCCUCGUUGAGAGCAUCCUCCUCAUCUUUGCCUUCCUUUGGACCCCUGUCCUGGAGCCACACGGGAUCCCGCUGGGAAUCGCGUUCUCGGGAUUCACGGCCGCUGGUGCCGCGGGCUCGGCGCUGUUCCGGCGCGGCGUCGCCGGGAAGCUCCGGCUGCAGCCGCUGCGGCUCCUGCCUGCCUCCGUCCUGCUCCUGGCGCUGGCCCUCCUGCUCCUGGCGCUGCCGCUCUACCCCCCCGGCGACUUCCUCGCCGUGCUGCUGCUGCAGCUCUCCUGCGGGGUUUACUUCCCGGCCAUGGCGUUCCUGCGGCGCCGGCUGGAGCGCGGAGGGGACGCGGCGGGAGGGGCGCGGUGGCUGCGGCUGCCCCUGGGCCUGGGGGUGGCGCUGGCCCUGCCGGCCCUGCCCGGGGACCUCGCGGGGACACGAGGGGUGUUCGGGGCCGCGGCCCUGGCGGCGCUGGUGGCGCUGGGGGCAGCCGGGGGCGUCCUGGGCACCAGCCGCGGGGACGAGGGGCUGAGGGUGGGAGACGAGGGGCUGCUCGAGGGGGACACUGGGGAGUGACAAGGACACUGCGACAGCGACACUGGGACAGCUCCGCAGCGACACCUGGCUGUGAUGGGAACACUGGGCCAGUGUGAGGGGGUCACCAAGGUGUGACAGGAACACAGGGCUGUGACAGGGACAGGGACACUGGGACAGCUCGAUGGGGACACCGGGGUGGGACAGGGACACUGGGACAGUUCGAUGGGAACACUGGGAUGGGACAGGGACAGAGGCACUGGGACAGCUUAACAGGGACAUAGGGGUGUAAUGGGGAUGCUGGGGUGGGACAGGGACAUCAGGACACCUUGAUGGGGACACCAGGAUGUGACUGGGACACCAGGACAGCUUGGUGGGGACACUGGGGUGUGAUAGGAAUGGGGACACUGGGGUGGGACAGGGACAGCAGGGACAGCCCCAGCUCAACGGGGACACCAAGGUGUAACAGGGACACCAAGAUGUGACAAGGAGAGAGACACUGGGAUGUCAUAGUGACAGAAGCACCAGAACAGCUCUUUGGGGACACCAGGGACACAGGGACAGCUUGAUGGAACACUGGGAUUUGACAGGGACAAGGACAGUAACAGCUGGCUGGGACAGGAACGCUGGGACAGCCACAGACACCAGAAUGUGACAGGGUCAGGGACACAGGAAGAGCCCAUGGGGUCACCAGGCAGUGAUGGGGUCACAGUGUAACCCCUGUGCUGAGCUGUGAGUGACAGAGACACCCCACGGGGACGCUGGACAGUGAGGGGUCACAGUGCCACCCCACGAUGGACUGUGGGUGACAACAACACGGGGACACCCCGAUCAUGACAAGAACAGGUCACAGUGUCACCCCUGUGGCUGAGCUGUGGGUAACAGUGACACUGUGACACCCCACUGGUGAUAUUAAACUGUGACAGGUCACAGUGUCACCUCCAUAAUGACACGUAGGUGACAGUGGCACCGGGACACCCCAGUGGAGACACAGAGCUGUUACCAGUGCCACCCCCACAACGAGCUCUGGGUGGCAACAUGGAGACACCCCGAGGUGACACUGAGCCGGGACAGAUCACGGUGUCACCCCUUGACAAGGUGAGGGGACACUGGUGCACCCUCAGGUAACACCUGGGCUGUGACGAGUCACAGUGCCACCUCCCCGCAGGCACAGCAGAGGGGACAUGGGGACACCAGGCCAGGUGUGGCCUGUGGCCGACCCCGUGUGGUGUCAUGGGGGUGGGGGUGUAUUAAUUGCUUAAUUAAUUUCUAAUAAACCCACCCAAUAGA